CCUAUUGAGUUACACUCAGACACACAAAUGUCGGCCAAGUUCCUAGUAGGAUCUCUUGCCCUCGUCCUCUUGACGGCCACCGGGUUGACAUUCGCCUCCGACGAGGUCGACAACGUCAUGUCCCGGCUGAUGCUUUCGCACCAGAACAACAUCCUUUCCCCUCUGGCUCAAAGUGGAAUUUCAUCCAGCGGCAGGGCCACGCCCUCAUACGCCGAAUGCGGAGUGGCCAACGAAAUGGCGACAAGCAAAAUCAUCGGUGGAGGAGAAACGGCACCCAACGAGUUUCCCUGGCAAGCGAUCCUCCUAGUGGUCAAAAGCAACAACGAAACAAAUUCCUGCGGAGGUAGUCUGAUUGCCGAUCGAUGGAUUCUGACAUCCGCCAGCUGCCUGGAAGUGCCACCAGGGCAAAAUUUAACGGUGGUAUAUGUUUAUCUGGGAGCGCACAACAUCAGUACCCCAUCGGAAGCGAAUCGCAAAGAUACUGGGGAAUCGAAACCUUCAUCCAUCCCAACUGGAAUCCUACCACCAAGGCCGGAGACAUUGCCCUGGUCAAACUCUCAACCGUCGUCGAGUACACUAAGUACAUCCAUCCCAUCUGCCUGCCAAAUCCAGCAUCCGAACCUGAUUACGCCAACCAAAACGUCACCGUUACAGGAUUCGCUGUUGUACAGCUUGAUGAUAAUGAUCCGAGCGUCAUACUUUACAAAAUGAACGUCACUGUCGCAUCGAAUAGCGAUUGCAACGCCACCUUAAACAACAUCAUGACCGAUCAAAUGAUGUGCACAAGAGGAGCUGCCGAUAGCGGAAUUUGCACGGUCGAUGAAGGCAACCCGAUGAUGGUCAAACAGGCGGACGGCAGGUACAAGCAAAUCGGGAUCGUUUUAAUACUUGCGCCCUAUACAGAGUGCCAAUUUGGCUUACCAUUCACCUACACCAGACUGAGCUCUUAUUCGUCUUGGGUCAACAACAUUACGUCACCUUCGACCACUAUCGCGUCUACUACACCAACGACACCGACUACUUCUACAAGCCCAUCUUCUUCGGCAACCAUUCAAACGUCACCCGCCAUUUUGUUGCUCGUUUCAUUGAUCAGUUUUUCGAUGAAUUUCUAAAUCUGUUUCCCACCCAACUCCUGCAUUGCUAAUUCUGGCGUUUCGUCUAACAAAGAAUUGAUUUUCCCCCAUCAAAAAGAUGGAGAAUAAUAAAUGGUAUUCGAUUUGAAUCAAUA
Daphnia pulicaria is the source of this 1228-nucleotide messenger RNA. RefSeq names its product vitamin K-dependent protein C-like. The transcript is spliced from 5 exons. Gene Ontology annotation, biological process: proteolysis. NCBI's taxonomy places the organism in Eukaryota, Metazoa, Arthropoda, Branchiopoda, Diplostraca, Daphniidae. Gene Ontology annotation, molecular function: serine-type endopeptidase activity. Bases 363 to 1112 code for a protein of 249 amino acids. The record is from RefSeq and is a predicted model, not a curated record.